This is a messenger RNA of Magallana angulata, 2546 nucleotides long. Its product is annotated as transient receptor potential cation channel subfamily V member 4-like. The transcript has a single exon. Lineage: Eukaryota; Metazoa; Mollusca; Bivalvia; Ostreida; Ostreidae. Gene Ontology annotation, biological process: calcium ion import across plasma membrane. Gene Ontology annotation, cellular component: membrane. The record is from RefSeq and is a predicted model, not a curated record. The annotation marks the transcript as partial. Gene Ontology annotation, molecular function: calcium channel activity; protein binding.
AAUAACUCAUAUUUUAUUUUCACUCCAAUAAGAACCUUUUCUGUUCAAUUAUAUUUUAAUAUUACAGAGGAAGGCAAAAUUAAAAACGACAAAGGAGAUUCUGGAAUAGAAAAAUUAAAGGAAGUUCUAAGUCUUGGAAAGGAAAACGAAAUUGUCGAGCAUCUAAAUAAAAAUAUAAAACCAAAAAGCCCAGAAGAAAUUAAAACCCUUAAUGAAGACGCAAAGAGGGAAUUCAAUGGAGAAACAAUUUUACAUAUAGCUUUAAAGUUUCAGGAUACAAACAAAUUUGUAGAAGAAAUAUUAAAACAUAGUAAUGAGUUUUUGAAGGAACAAAGAAUUCAAAGCAGCAAUUUUAAAGGUCAGACAAUCCUGCAUGUUGCCAUAGCAAAAGGGAAUUUAGAGGCUGUCAAAAUAAUUCUUGAAAAUACAAAAAAUGAGGGAAUUCAAAAGUUGCUCUGUACAUGUGCAGUAGGUAGCAAAUUCAAGAACACCGUUUUAAUGGGACAGCUUCCUUUAAGUGUUGCAGCUCUUGCAUGUAAGGAAAAAGAUUUUCAAAUAAUCACUCAUCUUCUCCUUCAAAAGGCUAAAAUUUGGAACCAAAACGAGGACGGGGAUACUGUUUUUCACUCCUUAAUCAAAUAUGCUGAUAUAUAUCCUGAAAAGACCCAGCAUUUAAAAAAAACAUUCGAAUUCCUUUGGGAAAAGUUUAACGAAUACUGCCACGAUACUACAACAUCUCCAAAUCCAACAGAUAUUCUUUUCUGGAAGAAUAAGUCAGGCUCAACCCUGCUAUGUUUAUCUGCAAAACUUGGUGUCAAUGAACUUUUUGAAUUUGUUAUCAAUAUCCAGGAUGUCUAUCGCAUGACAAAUAUAAGGGAUGGUCUUUUCGACAUUAGAGAAUACGAUGUUACAGAAUUCGAUAGAUUGAUAAGUUAUACGGAAAAUGAAGAAAGUAAUAAGAAAAAUGAAGAAAAUAAAAAGAUAAUCACAGUUUUAGAAAGUUUAUUUGACUCCAGGUGUUCUCACAAAGAAGCAUUUCAAAUCCUGAACCAAGAAUUGGUACGGUUUAUUUUGCAAAGGAAAUGGAUGGCUUACCGGAAACCCCUUUUCAUUUGGAUGAUCCUUCAUUUAACAUUUAUUUCUUUGUUUACAGCAUCAUCUAUAAAAAAAUCUGAGAUUUUGUUCUGUCCCACGAACAGUGAGACAUCGCGUAACAUUGGUGAUUUUUUUUAUGCAAUGGUUGUUAUAACUACGACGGUUGGAAUAACUUACUUUAUAUUUGCUUUUUUGUGCAUUAUAACGUUAACAAAACGUUGUAAAUUGGUAUCACGAAAAUCUGUUAAUUUUGGAUUAAUGAUGCAUAAUUUGGACUAUAUAGUUUGUUUGCUGGUAACAGCCAUCAGUGCGCUGUUGGAGUCAUGUUUGAUUAUUCUCAAACUACACUGGGACUAUCACAUUGUUUUUGCAUUGAUAUCUAGCUGGUAUUUCAUGCUUUAUUUUUCUCCAUUUAGCAAACGCCUCGUUUCUUUUACACACAUGAUAAAAUCUGGGUUUCUAGAGGAUUUCUUACCUUUUGUUGUGGUUUUUGUAGGAUUGUUGUUUUCGUUUACAGCAAUGAUGUAUAUGCUUUUCCGUGGAACUAAUGAUGUAGACGAGUUUGAUACUUUUCCAAGCGCUCUUCUCACAAUGUUUAACCUAGGCGUAGGUCUGAAUGAUAUUGGCGUGCUAAGCCUGUCGCGGAUCCCGUGGCUAGCAUACACAUUAUUUGUAGUAUUUGUAAUACUUUCUUUCAUUCAUUUGUUUAAUGCGUUGGUUGCUAUUAUGUCCCAGACAUUUUCUGAUGUACACGGUGAUAGAAAUUCUUUUCUUAAAUACAACAAAUUAAAAAUGAUAGAACUAUUUGAAGACAUAAUUUUAGUUAAACCACUUGCAAAAUGCUUACCUUUCGUGUUAAAGGCAAAACACUGGACACGGGAAAAGGAAGUAAAACUAUCAACUCCGACAACAGAUAAUGCAAAAGAACAGAAAAUGAAACGAUAUUGUUCGGAACUUCACUUGUUGGAUAAAAUGGAUGAAUACAAUGACGACAAGGAGGAAAAGAAAAGAUUAAGUAAAUCAAGAAUGGGGGAUUUGACAAAAUAUUUGUAUAACUAUCAACAUGUCAGUAAAAAGAAGACCACAGAUCUGCAACGAUCCAGCAAAAUCAACCCUGAAAGGGAAGUAAUAUUCAUUGUGCAAAAAACUAGCAAGUCUUCUCAAUACCCAGAGGUGAAUUCAUAUUUGGAAUAAAAUAAUUUUUGACCGAGUGUAUACUUUAAUAUGUAAAUUACAUGUAACAGCUUCAAAUCUGUUAAACGCUCCACAUCGUCUCGAUUACAUAACUGCUGUAUUUGACUUUGUUAAAAUCUGCACAGUUUUUACAAUAUCAUAAAAAAUUCAUUCUAAAAAAUGUUCUUGCCUUUUGCCUUGAUAAAUUUAAUGUGUUUGUAGUUUAAUGGUUCUCUUUUUUCUCAUAUCAAAUUCGAAAAAAGAUAAGCAUAAAAAUG